AUGAGGGAACUUUUACAGGGUCCAGCAGUACUGUGGCAGCCAUAUGUGGUGAAGCUCUACCUGAAGCUGUUGCAAGAAGCUUCAAAUCUUGAUACCCUUGAGGCUUCUGCUGGAGCAAUCCAGAACUUGGCAGCCUGCCAGUUUAAUCCUAGCGCUGAAGUUCGUGCCGCGGUUCGAGUUGAGAAAGGCCUGCCGGUACUUGUCGAACUGAUCCGGCUCAAGGAAGAUUAUGUGGUCUGUGCGGUUGCUACUGCCUUGCGGAAUCUGUCGCUGGAUCCAAGGAAUCGCGAGUUGAUAGGGACAGAUAAUGCGUCUACGAGAUUUUGA
Molecule: messenger RNA, 327 nt
Organism: Cooperia oncophora
Lineage: Eukaryota; Metazoa; Nematoda; Chromadorea; Rhabditida; Trichostrongylidae
Source: the annotation of a GenBank genome assembly